AUGUCAAUGUUUCGAUCCGCUGCGGACAGCAGUUCAUGUUCGGAUACAGAAUCAAACCCGAGUGAUCUAGAGCAUGAAGCCGCCGAAGUUACAACUCGCUCCUCGGUGCAGAAGGCUCAGGCCAAUGGCAAAGGCGCAUCGACUCCGCCACUUUUGACGGGGGAGAAUCAGACUCGAGACAAGAUAGAUGGGUCCGAUACUAAUAUGGAAGGACAUACCAACAUCAUGACAGCCGCAUUGCUUGAGUUUUAUUGCUUUAGUCGCGCCGCCGAUAUUCUCAAUGCUCAGGCAGCUCCCCACAAGCAGUUCACGCGCGAUUCUCCAGAAGCACAGAUGCUGGGAAAGAGAAUGUAUGAGUACAAAUCUCAGUUCCUGUCAUCCCGCGGCGUUCUGGCAACCGGUGUUCACAAAGAAGAGCUGGGGUCCACUAGACAGUAUUACCGGGACAACCUCGACUUUUUAGGCAUCAGUGCCCUGGAGGAUCUGAAUUUAGGGGAUGCUCCAGGGCAGGCACGGACGAUGGACCCAGAUAGAGCGCUUGUUUUAGCCUCGAGAGCCUCGAACAUCAUGCAGGCCCCUCCGAACCCUGAGUAUGGUAGCUUGCCAUCGCCAGAUCUUCUCGGUCCACCUGGUAUUCCCGGCAUUGGCAGAGGUGCCGCGAAGAACUUCCGGCUUGACCUGAGUAGUCUGCCAGCUCGCCCAUCACCACUUUCCGGAAGUUCGCCUGUGAGCUUCCCCAUUUUCGACCAAAGCGCACAGACACCAACCGAGAGCAUGUCUCGCUACGCUAUGGAAUUUUCAGAGAUCAAAAUUCUCGGCCGUGGAUCUUUCGGGGAGGUGUAUCACGUGAAAAAUCAUAUAGAUGGACAGAGUUAUGCCGUGAAGAAGAUUCCGAUCAGUCAGAAACGUCUUGAGCAGUUGCAGUGUGGGGGUGAAAACCAGCUCGAAACAAUCAUGAAGGAGAUCAGAACUCUUGCUCGGCUCGAACACAAGAAUGUAGUGAGAUACUACGGCGCGUGGGUGGAAAAGGUUCGCCUAGCAAAUUAUCUGCCCCGAGUUCCACCAGAUCCAAUGAAACUCGAGGCCGAAGAUACCCAGACCGAGACCUUCAGUCACGAUUCUCAUGAUGACCAAAGCUUUGGAAUUGUGUUUGAGCAUUCUGAAGCUUCAGCCGCAGACACCAGCUAUGAACCGACAACAGAGAAAGAAUCCCUGGUUUACAACCCAUUUGAGCGCAGGGACAGCCGUGCCAGCCAGGCAAGCUAUGCUACAUUGGCAUCACGCAUUUCGAAGAAGAGCUCUGCACACAGUUGGGGUGAAGGAGACGAAGAGAUCGAGUCUAUUCCUCGCGAUUUCACAGGACCAUCACUAUCGACAUUUGGCGGCACUGACAACGACAUCUUCACCGACGGUUUUAGCCACGAUGCAUCAAGACUGCAGGUGCAGCGAAGGCCUCGCGAUGAGUCUCAAAUUCCGGCCGUCGUCCUUCACAUUCAAAUGUCACUUCACCCCAUCUCGCUUGGCUCGUAUCUGAGCCCGGAGCCAGGCAAGGCGGCACUGGAUCAUCAAGAAUCUCCCCGACGCCAUUGCUUCCAUCUUGUUCCUUCUCUUAAGAUGAUGCAACGCAUUAUCUCCGGCGUGGAUUAUCUUCAUUCCAAGAACAUUGUCCACCGGGACCUGAAACCAGCCAACAUCUUCCUCUCCUCUCACGAAACCAAACGCUUGGAUGGAUGCCCUCCAUGCGAGUCCGCGCACCAAACCCCUUCACGAUACUGCCAUCCCCGAAUCGGUGACUUCGGUCUGGUAGCCGACAUCUCACAUCUGAAUGAACAAUCACCAACUACUCCUGUAACAGCCCUUCAAAGCGGCGCAAAGGUGCACCGUGCUGUCGGAACCGAAUUCUAUCGCCCGCCUUUGAUUGAUAAUAAUCCGGGAACCACAAACAUAACCUCUUUCUACACCAUUGACGAAUCCCUCGACGUCUACGCACUGGGGGUGAUCUUAUUCGAACUUCUGUAUCGCCUCAACACCAAGAUGGAGCGUCAGCUAGUCCUGUCCGAAUUGACACGUGCUCCGCAAGGACAGACCUCCACCGGCCCUUCAUUCCCAGCUGACUUCAACCAGAAAAUCGACAUGGGUGAUUUAGUGCUGGAUAACGGUAACACAGUUGCCGAUUCCCUGAUGGCUUGCAUUCGCGGAAUGCUGGAUCCUCUGCCUGCUCAGCGUUGGAACUGUACGGAUGUUAAGAAGUAUCUACAGGAGAUCUUGGCUGUUGCGGAGAAGGCGUGUGCCGAGUCGUUUUCCCAUGCAAAUUAA
Molecule: messenger RNA, 2316 nt
Organism: Aspergillus melleus
Lineage: Eukaryota; Fungi; Ascomycota; Eurotiomycetes; Eurotiales; Aspergillaceae
Product: putative protein kinase
Exons: 1
Coding region: 1-2316 (771 amino acids)
Biological process (GO): protein phosphorylation
Molecular function (GO): protein kinase activity; ATP binding
Source: RefSeq, a predicted model, not a curated record